AUGAUGUUCAAGGUGUUGCCAAUCCGCUCCCUCGAGCUCGCCCCCUGGACCUGGAAGAGCAGCUGGAACAAGGACAUGCCCUCCUUCUUCCAGGGCAUGCCCAACGGUGUCUACGACAACAUCUACGAGGACCUCGAUGACUCACCUGUGUCCUACCACACCACUGAGCCUGUCGACCCCACCGAGUACCAGAACGAGUACAUUGGCAAUGUCAUCGGCAUCUACUAA
Messenger RNA from Guillardia theta CCMP2712, 228 nucleotides. RefSeq lists its product as hypothetical. The coding region runs from base 1 to 228 and encodes 75 amino acids. The record is from RefSeq and is a predicted model, not a curated record. NCBI's taxonomy places the organism in Eukaryota, Cryptophyceae, Pyrenomonadales, Geminigeraceae. The transcript is spliced from 2 exons.